Messenger RNA from Mirounga angustirostris (Northern elephant seal), 3302 nucleotides. It is a transcript of the gene ALDH1L1, whose product is annotated as aldehyde dehydrogenase 1 family member L1. The record is from RefSeq and is a predicted model, not a curated record. Gene Ontology annotation, biological process: biosynthetic process; one-carbon metabolic process; 10-formyltetrahydrofolate catabolic process. NCBI's taxonomy places the organism in Eukaryota, Metazoa, Chordata, Mammalia, Carnivora, Phocidae. Gene Ontology annotation, molecular function: aldehyde dehydrogenase (NAD+) activity; formyltetrahydrofolate dehydrogenase activity. The coding region runs from base 423 to 3236 and encodes 937 amino acids. Gene Ontology annotation, cellular component: cytoplasm. The transcript is spliced from 25 exons.
CCUUCUGAGGCUCUGGCCUUGGCCGAGGCUCUGGGACAGGCAGGGGCGGGUCCCACCUCUCCGCCGCCCUGGGCCGGCCUGCGCCAGCCUCUGUCCCCCGACCGAGGCUCUCAGAGGUCCCUUCUGGCCCGCGACUCCUGUGCCUCCUCCCGCGCUUGGAACUCAACUGGAGAUCGAAGAAAAGAAUAGCAGCAACUCUCUGAACAGAAAAGUGACCACUUUCUGGAAGUGUGCACUGCGAGCAAGGGUGAGUCUCGGCUGGGAGCUCCUGUGGAUGGGCUGCUGGGGCUGGCUUGUGCAGACAGCGGAGGACAGGGUCCCCAUCGGUCGUCCACAAACUUGAGGAAGAGGCAGAACUCGUGUGCCCGAAAGGGACGCUGGAUGUCCUCAUGCUCUGAUCCUUCUGACCCAUCCCUUCUGUCAUGAAGAUCGCAGUGAUUGGGCAGAGCUUGUUUGGCCAGGAAGUUUACUGCCACCUCAGGAAGGAGGGCCAUGAGGUCGUGGGCGUGUUCACUGUCCCAGACAAGGAUGGGAAGGCGGAUCCCCUGGGCCUGGAAGCUGAGAAGGAUGGAGUGCCAGUGUUCAAGUUCCCCCGCUGGCGGGUAAAAGGACAGGCUCUGCCUGAUGUGGUGGCGAAAUACCAGGCUUUGGGUGCCGAGCUCAACGUCCUGCCCUUCUGCAGCCAGUUCAUCCCCAUGGAGGUCAUCAGUGCCCCCUGCCACGGCUCCAUCAUCUACCACCCAAGUCUGCUCCCCCGGCACCGAGGGGCCUCGGCCAUCAACUGGACCCUCAUUCAUGGAGACAAGAAAGGGGGGUUUACCAUCUUCUGGGCAGAUGAUGGUCUGGACACUGGGGACCUUUUGCUCCAGAAGGAGUGUGAGAUCCUCCCGGACGACACCGUGAGCACUCUGUACAACCGCUUCCUCUUCCCUGAAGGCAUCAAAGGGAUGGUGCAGGCUGUGAGGCUGAUUGCAGAGGGCAAAGCCCCCAGACUCCCUCAGCCUGAGGAGGGAGCCACCUAUGAGGGCAUUCAGAAGAAGGAAACAGCCAAGAUCAACUGGGAGCAGCCAGCAGAAGCCAUUCAUAACUGGAUCCGAGGGAAUGACAAGGUGCCGGGCGCCUGGACAGAGGCCUGUGGGCAGAAGCUGACUUUCUUCAACUCAACGCUGAACACUGCAGGCUUGGUGCCCGAGGGAGAAGAUUUGCCCAUCCUGGGAGCCCAUCGGCCAGGGGUAGUCACCAAAGCGGGACUCAUCCUUUUCGGGAAUGAUGACAGAAUGUUGCUGGUGAAGAACAUCCAGCUGGAGGAUGGCAAGAUGAUCCCAGCCUCCCACUUCUUCAAGGGAGUGGACAGCAAUGCCCUUGAGCUGACUGAGGAAGAGCUGGUCAUGGCAGAGGCUGUGAGGAGUGCCUGGAAACGGAUUCUCCCCAGUGUUCUGGAGGUGGAAGACUCCACUGAUUUCUUCAAGUCAGGGGCUGCAUCAGUGGACGUUGUGAGACUGGUUGAGGAAGUGAAGGAGCUGUGUGAUGAACUGGAAUUAGAAAAUGAAGAUGUUUACAUGGCAACCACUUUUGGGGACUUCAUCCAACUAUUAGUGAGAAAGCUACGAGGGGAUGACAAAGACCACGAGUGCAUCAUUGACUAUGUGGAAAAGGCAAUGAACAAGCUGAACCUCCGAAUGCCCCACCAGCUCUUCAUUGGGGGCAUGUUUGUGGAUGCUGAGGGUGCCAAGACCUAUGAGACCAUCAACCCAACAGAUGGAAGUGUCAUCUGCCAGGUGUCCCUGGCCCAGGUCAGCGAUGUUGACAAGGCAGUGGCUGCCGCUAAGGACGCCUUUGAGAACGGAUUGUGGGGGAGGAUCAGUGCACGGGACCGGGGCCGGCUCCUGUACAGGUUGGCAGACCUCAUGGAGCAGCAUCAGGAAGAACUGGCCACCAUCGAGGCUCUAGAUGCAGGUGCUGUCUACACAUUGGCUCUGAAGACCCAUGUGGGCAUGUCCAUCCAGACCUUCCGCUACUUCGCUGGCUGGUGUGACAAAAUUCAGGGCUCCACCAUCCCUAUCAACCACGCCAGACCGAACCGCAACCUGACCUUGACCAGGAAGGAGCCUAUAGGGGUCUGUGGCAUUGUCAUCCCUUGGAACUACCCCCUGAUGAUGCUCUCCUGGAAGACGGCUGCCUGCCUGGCUGCUGGGAACACAGUGGUGAUCAAGCCUGCCCAGGUGACCCCACUCACAGCCUUGAAGUUUGCAGAGUUGACCUUGAAGGCUGGCAUUCCCAAGGGUGUGGUCAAUAUCCUCCCAGGAUCUGGUUCUCUAGUUGGCCAGAGACUCUCAGACCAUCCCGAUGUACGGAAAAUUGGGUUCACAGGUUCCACAGAGGUGGGAAAACACAUCAUGAAGAGUUGUGCCCUGAGUAACGUGAAGAAGGUGUCCCUGGAGCUGGGAGGGAAGUCGCCCCUCAUCAUCUUUGCUGACUGUGACCUCAGCAAGGCUGUGCAGAUGGGGAUGAGCUCCGUCUUCUUCAACAAAGGGGAAAACUGCAUUGCCGCGGGACGACUUUUUGUAGAGGACUCGAUCCACGACCAGUUUGUACAGAAGGUGGUAGAAGAGGUGAGGAAGAUGAAGAUCGGCAACCCUCUAGACCGGGACACCAACCAUGGGCCACAGAACCACCAAGCCCACCUGCAGAAGCUGUUGGAGUACUGCCAGUGCGGCGUGGAGGAAGGGGCCACGCUGGUCUGUGGUGGGAGUCAAGUAGCUCGGCCAGGUUUCUUCUUCGAGCCGACUGUUUUCACGGACGUGGAGGACCACAUGUUCAUAGCCAAGGAGGAGUCCUUUGGGCCCAUCAUGAUCAUCUCUCGGUUUGCUGAUGGUGACGUGGACACUGUGCUGUCUCGGGCCAAUGCCACGGAGUUUGGCCUGGCUUCCGGCAUCUUCACCAGGGACAUCAACAAGGCCCUGUAUGUCAGCGACAAGCUGGAGGCCGGCACCGUGUUUGUCAACACAUACAACAAGACUGAUGUGGCCGCUCCCUUUGGAGGGUUCAAGCAGUCCGGCUUUGGCAAAGACCUCGGCCUGAACCAGCCUGCCUUCUCAGGGAGAGACCAAGGCUGCUUCCCCGGAGUUCCUGCCCUCUCAUCUCCUCCUGAGCAAGCAACACUUCCACAGGAAGCACUGGUGGAAGCCCCCUGCCUGCACCUCUGUCCCCGCUGGGACAUCCUCACCCCUGUCUGAUCACAGUGGCCUUUGGCGAGGUGAGAAGGUGGCCCCAGGGUGAAUAAAGGUUCUGGCCAUUGGCAA